Strongylocentrotus purpuratus (purple sea urchin) is the source of this 1407-nucleotide messenger RNA. Its product is annotated as nanos homolog 1 (Drosophila). Gene Ontology annotation, biological process: negative regulation of translation; oogenesis. NCBI's taxonomy places the organism in Eukaryota, Metazoa, Echinodermata, Echinoidea, Camarodonta, Strongylocentrotidae. Gene Ontology annotation, cellular component: perinuclear region of cytoplasm. The record is from RefSeq and is a predicted model, not a curated record. Gene Ontology annotation, molecular function: zinc ion binding; mRNA binding.
GCAAUCGCAUUACCAGUACUAAAGUUUAUCUUUAACUAAAGAAGUAUACCUGUUUGUUUAUGAAAGAGAGUUUAGGGAAUUAGUAAAUGGUAUUUAAAGUUCAGUGUUAAGUUUGGACCAAUUUGUUGGGCGACUCUUCCGAAUCGGCCUCGAAUCCGAAAUCUAUAUGUGCGUGCUGUAAGCAACGCGCCGCGAUCAUGCACAGAGAUGCGCGUACACAUUGCAACCGGACCUUAUCAAGUUCAAAAUCUUUAUUAAUUCAAUAUUAAAUGCUUAUUUAUUCCAAAAGUUACACUGCUUUAGUAAUGGAAACAUUACAAUGCGUUUAUUUUAAACUUUAUACAAGGCGUUUAUUUUAAACUUUAUACAAGGCAUAAGAUAAAUAUUUCAAGCUCUCCUUUGUAAUAAGAGCAUAAAUUAAACAAACAAAUAUUUCAUAGCAUAAAUUUGGGAUUCACUGUGUUAUUUACAUAAUGCGCGUAAAUCGCGUAAAAAGAAGUUAUUGUUGUUUUUAUUUGAGAAUCAAUAAAAACGGACUACAUUUCCCAUAAAUUUAGAUCAUUGAAGACAAGCUCUUGGACGUACAUCGCAUUUUACAAUAUUUACUGUCUCGAGUUUCCACGCAUUUUUAGUCACCAUGUACGACCCUUUCAACGAUUAUUUCGGAUUUAGUGGACUGUUGUCCAAUUGCAGAGUAAAUGAUGAGUUUAUCUCGACACCGUUCGACCACAACGACGACUUCGAUUCCAACGGCGUCAACGUCCCAGUGAUGUCGCAAUCGGUUUCGUCCAUCAGUGACCUGAGCAUCAACAACAUGGUCUCGGGUCUGCCUGUCUCGACGAGCCAGACAUCGACUGCUUCGACCGGGUUCAUGCCUUUACAGUUGCCGCUGAACAUCGCUAAGAUCACCGAGCUCUCCAAGGUGAUGAGGGGAGGAAGGCGAGCCGAGUCGAGCUGGUGCGUUUUUUGUAAAAACAACGGAGAGAGUGAGAUGGUGUAUGCCAGCCACAAACUGAAAUCGAAGGAAGGCAUCACAACCUGCCCGAUACAACGAGCGUAUACUUGUCCACUCUGCGGGACCAACGGCAACCGGGCACACACAGUCAAAUACUGCCCAAAAUAUAAAGACAAACAAGGAGGAUCGAGCUCCGGCCCGGUGACCAUCGGAUCCCAGUGAACCCCACGGACAUCGACAGGACGCCGACAAUCACGUUCUUCCGAUCUCAGCAUGAGCUCUCCUGGCGGAAGUUUAUCACUAUACAUCGGGGGAAACAUGGUACCGGGAAACAUCGCCUGAUCUGAGCAGCCUUUGCAGCACGACACUUCCUUCGUUCUUCCAACUUUGCUAGCCUACGACAACCGACUAUGGACAUAAAAAAAACACUUUAUUUGAACUGAAAUAAAAAA